Molecule: messenger RNA, 388 nt
Organism: Amoebophrya sp. A25
Lineage: Eukaryota; Dinophyceae; Syndiniales; Amoebophryaceae
Source: the annotation of a GenBank genome assembly
GGACAAAUUGACCGCUUUCAUCGAGGAAGCUUUGAUGAAGACCCAAGCAAAACGAGGAAAUGCCAUGACGUGGACCACGGCGUUGGGUUUGACUCAAGAUGAGGCAGGUACGAUAUAUGAUUCGUGGGAAGACUUUUGUCAAGAGUUCCCCGACGGACUUCAUCGGAACGAGGCAGACGAUCAAUUGUUGUCACAGUACCACACGUGGACAGCGAAGGAGGUGAUCAUCACGGACGCGCUCCUGGAUUGGGUUAAAGAGUUCUACAACAAGAGAGAGGAGAACAAAAGGAUGGGACAAAAGAUGGCGGAUUUGGAGUUCGAAUUGGCAGGAAUCGGAGAACGAGGACGCGCUCACGAACAUGAAAUGAAGUCAAGAAGCGGGCAGUAG